Molecule: messenger RNA, 1831 nt
Organism: Leptomonas pyrrhocoris
Lineage: Eukaryota; Euglenozoa; Kinetoplastea; Trypanosomatida; Trypanosomatidae
Exons: 1
Coding region: 206-1831 (541 amino acids)
Biological process (GO): transmembrane transport
Cellular component (GO): membrane
Molecular function (GO): transmembrane transporter activity
Source: RefSeq, a predicted model, not a curated record
AGUAAAACCAAAAGAAGUGCUUUCGUAGUAGUAUCUUUCUUUCUUUGUUUGUUUAGAACUCCAAGACAACAACGCACACAUCUUUUCCUCGUCGUGAGACUUCAAAAGGGAUCCUUUCCUUCCACUCACGCGCACGUGUGCAGUGUCGUGCUUACAUGCAUUAAGGCACACCAAUUCGCAAAGCCACGUUUUAUUUACGACACAGAUGGAGCCCAAAGUACGCGGGGCGGAGGCCGGGCCUAGCUAUCAUGAGGUAUUUCAGUAUGUAGACUCCACAACGACGGAGCAACCGAUGAACCUGCAAGGGCUCUCCGCCUCUGAGCCCUACCCAUCGACGAGAGAGGAGAUGUUUCUCAGCGAUGCACUGCCGGAGGUGGCCGCACUCGAAGAGCGCGUUACGACCCCUAUCCGCACCACCCCCUACCGGUACCUCAUCAUCGUGCUGUUCGCUGUGUUUGGCUUCAUCAACCAGGUCCAGUACGUCGCCUUCGCCACCAUUAUUCGCGAGACGGAGGAGUACUUCAACGUGGGGGCGCUUGCGGUGAACGUGCUAAGCCUUCUGAUCCCCAUAGUCUAUGUGAUUGGCGUGGUGCCCGGCUGCUACGUGUACAAUCGCGUAGGCCUGCGCUAUGGCAUGAUCAUCGGUGCCGGCACGAACGCCGUCGCAGCGGUGCUGAAGCUGAUUGCGGUGUGGGCGCCCAAGUACCCACUGCUCGUCGUGGCGCAGGUGUUUGUCGCCUUUGGCCAGAUUCUCUAUUUGAGUCUGCCGACCCUCAUCGCGGGGAUCUGGUUCGCGCCGAACGAGCGCACGGUGGCGACCGCCGUGGCCUCGUUGAUGGGCUUUGCUGGCAUGGCCGUCGGCAUGUUCUACUCCCCGCACGUCGUCUCCCUCCCCGAUGAAAACACGCCGAAGGAGUGGGCCGGGCUGAUGGGCUCACAGUUUGGCUUAUCGAUACUAGUGUUUGUGCUCAUUGCCAUCUUCGCCCGUGACAAGCCGGAACACCGCCCCUCGUUGACCUCCACGGAGGACUACAAGCUGCCGCUGGCGCGUUUUCUCAAGACGCAGCUGCGGGACUGGAACUUCUUGCUGCUCUGCGUUUCCUUCGGCCUCAUCGUUGGGUUCUUGACGGCCUUGGCCGGUGUGCUGGCGCAGGCGCUCGAGCCGUACGGGAUCGAUGAGGACACCUCUGGCAUCCUCGCCUUCUCCGGCAUCCUCGGCGGUGCGGUGAACUGCGGCGUGAUUGGCUUCUUCGUCGACCGCACCCACUGCUACAAGUACACCGCCAUCAGCCUCGCCGCGGUCACGACGGCCAUCGUGACGGUCGCAACGGUGAUGAUCAAGACGGUGACGAACUCCGACGCCCUGGCCAUCGCCCUCUACAUCAUCAUCCCACUGCUCGAAUUCGUGGUGCUGCCGCUCGUCCCCGUGGUGAUGGAGCUCGCCGUGGAGGUGGCCUACCCGUGCCCCGAGACGGUCCCCUCCACCUUGGUUCUCAUCAGCAUGUGCUUCUUCUCUUUCAUCGGGAUGGUUGUGUUCUCCGUCAUCCUCGGCGACGUGCCGACGACGGACACCGCCUUUUUCUGCGUGAUAAUCACGCUGAUCGUGGCCGCCGUCAGCAUCGUUGGACUUGUCUUUGUGAGGGAAAACCUGCGCCGUCAUGCCGAGGACAACGCGCGUGCGGCGGCUGCCGCAGACGAGGACGUAGACGCCAGCGGCAGUGUGGGGGCAGGCGAGGAGGCAGAGGAGGAGGUGGUAGGGGUAGACAGCGCCGAGAACAAGAAGCAGCUGGGCGUCCAGACCGGCAUCGUCACGAGUCCCAACAAUGAAUGA